Molecule: messenger RNA, 1759 nt
Organism: Rhincodon typus (whale shark)
Lineage: Eukaryota; Metazoa; Chordata; Chondrichthyes; Orectolobiformes; Rhincodontidae
Product: scinderin
Exons: 12
Coding region: 72-1520 (482 amino acids)
Biological process (GO): barbed-end actin filament capping; actin filament severing; actin polymerization or depolymerization
Cellular component (GO): cytoplasm; actin cytoskeleton
Molecular function (GO): phosphatidylinositol-4,5-bisphosphate binding; actin filament binding
Source: RefSeq, a predicted model, not a curated record
UUGGUUGCAAGCCAGAACUGAGUGUAGGAGAUGAUGAUGAAGAUCAUGUUGCAGACGUAUCGAACAGAAAAAUGGCAAAGCUUUACAUGGUCUCAGAUGCCAGUGGUUCAAUGAAAGUGUCAUUGGUAUCAGCUGAAAACCCAUUCUCAUGUGACUUGCUCUUGACUGAAGAGUGUUUUAUACUGGACAAUGGAGCAGACAGAAAGAUAUUUGUUUGGAAGGGUAAAAAGGCGAACCCAAAUGAGAGAAAGACAGCUAUGAAGACUGCUGAGGACUUUAUAAAACAAAUGAAAUACCCACCCAAUAGCCAGAUUCAAGUUCUUCCUGAAGGAGGAGAAACCCCAAUCUUCAAGCAGUUCUUUAAGAAUUGGAAAGACAAAGGUCAAAGCGAAGGAUUUGGAAAAGUAUAUGUCACUGAGAGAAUUGCAAAAAUCAAGCAAGUUGAAUUUGAUGCUUCAAAACUGCAUACCUCUCCUCAGAUGGCUGCAAAACAUAACAUGGUGGAUGAUGCUUCAGGAAAGACAGAGAUUUGGCGAGUUGAGAGCAAUGGUCGGAUUCCUGUUGACCCCAGUACUUACGGACAAUUCUUUGGUGGAGACUGUUACAUCAUUCUUUACACAUAUAGAUUGGGACAGAUCAUUUAUACUUGGCAAGGAGCCCAUGCAACUAAAGAUGAACUGACCAUGUCAGCAUUCCUCACAGUCAAUCUUGAUCAAUCACUCGGUGGGCGAGCUGUUCAAGUUCGGGUGACACAAGGGAAGGAACCUUCUCAUCUGCUAAGCUUAUUUAAAGACAAGCCACUUAUUAUUUAUAAGGAUGGAACAUCACGGAAAGGAGGACAAUCCCCUGUCCCUUCAAAGCGCCUCUUUCAAAUCAGAAGGAAUCUGGCUACUAUUACCAGAAUUGUGGAGGUUGAUGUGGAUGCUCAGUCUCUGAACUCUAAUGAUGUUUUUGUGCUAAAACUACCAAACAAUGCAUAUCUUUGGAUUGGAAAAGGAGCCAGUGGUGAGGAAGAGAAAGGAGCUAAAUAUCUUACAUCUAUCCUACAAUGCAAGGCAACCAGGAUUGGUGAAGGGGAAGAACCUGAUGUGUUUUGGAAUGCACUUGGUGGCAAGAAAGAGUAUCAAACCUCAGCGUUGUUGCAAAGCAGUGCAGAUGACUUUCAGCCGCGUUUAUUUGCUUGUUCAAAUAAGACUGGAUGCUUCAUUAUUGAGGAAGUUCCCGGGGAGUUUACACAAGAUGACUUAGCUGAAGAUGAUGUCAUGUUAUUGGAUGUUUGGGAUCAGGUGUUUGUCUGGAUUGGGAAUGAUGCCAAUGAAGUGGAGAAAACUGAAUCAGUGAAAUCAGCAAAACAUUACAUUGAUUCAGAUCCAUCUGGAAGGGACAAAGGGACUCCAAUCAUCAUAAUGAAACAGGGGUAUGAGCCCCCAACAUUUACAGGUUGGUUCCUCGCCUGGGACCCAAACAAAUGGGCAGGAGACAACAUGAAGAAAGUUAUGGCUUCACUCAAAGUGUCAUAAAGUUCAACCAGCUGCUUGUUUGUUACUUUAAAAAAAACUGCAAAUGUUCUUCAAAAGUAUGUAGCCAUAGUAAUAAUAAUACAAAAUGUCUGCUCAGUUCCAAUUUUGAAAAUAUUUCUGUUGUUUUUCUAAUGCUUUUGGUGUGAUUUUGUUAAUUUGUAAUCUAUUAAAAUUUGUCACAUUAUAUUUCCAUUCAGUGAUUGCAUUUAAAUAAUAAAGCAGCUGUUGAGAAAGAAAAA